Molecule: messenger RNA, 2425 nt
Organism: Diaporthe batatas
Lineage: Eukaryota; Fungi; Ascomycota; Sordariomycetes; Diaporthales; Diaporthaceae
Exons: 2
Coding region: 226-1905 (559 amino acids)
Biological process (GO): activation of protein kinase activity; autophagosome assembly; piecemeal microautophagy of the nucleus
Cellular component (GO): Atg1/ULK1 kinase complex; phagophore assembly site
Molecular function (GO): protein kinase activator activity; molecular adaptor activity
Source: RefSeq, a predicted model, not a curated record
CUGCCGUCCAAUCCAUCCAUUUGUUCUUGUUCCCUCCUCUUGACCCACCCAAUCCUCCCCAUCUUUUCCUCCCAACAACCUACUUCACCAAAGAUGUGAUCAGACUGCUGGAUAGUGCAGCCCACGCAGUUGUUGUUUGCUCACACUUACCAUUCGCAGGGGACGAAAGCCAGUGGAGGUUCAACCCAGUCCAGCUGCAGCCAGAGCGCAGACGCCGCCGCCAAGAUGGCGGCCAGCUCAGCCUCGUCCUCGUCCUCGUCGCCCUCAGACUCGCGUCACGGCGAUUCGCUGCACGCAGGUGGUGGCCCAGACCACCGCCAGCCAGCCAAGCACGCCCACGAUGCACCGCCCGUCCCCGUCGAGGUCCUCGUCGAGUACCUGCUCGCCGCCAAGCGCGCCCUCUCCUCCAUGACCCUCGUCCUCCGCGCCAACGACCUGACCACCCACGCCCGCCAGCUGCACGAGGAGUCCGUCAUCCUGCGCGCCCAGACCGCCUUCCUCAGCAAGGGCAUCGCCGAGCAGAGGAGGCUCCUCAACAGGGUCCGCCGGAGCAUGAUACGCACCUACGACGCCGGCAAGAGCGAGUUCAAGCACAUCAUCAGGACCCUUGACCUCGCCAACGAGAAGCUCGAGACCACCAUGGAGAUGCUGAGGAACACCCCCGUCGACCCUGUCUUCAGGCCGCCGGGCGAUGACCCAAAAAACUUGUUGGACUUUGUCGACGAGAACCAGGUCCAUGGCAUGCGAGAGGCUCUGAAAGAGAGCAUCGCCGGAUUGCAGGCCACACAGACCUCCUUCGACGGCGACCUCUUCCGCUUCGACGACGACCUCCGCGCCAUCGCCAAGGUCCUCAACUCGUCCGCCUCACCGACACCCUCCAAGUCACCCGCCGACUCGACCAGCCAGCCACCCUCCACCAUCCCGAUACUGGACCUCCUGGCCUCCCUGACCAGCCGCGCCCACUCCAUGGCCGAGCACCUGGCCUCGCUCACCCACCACUUCGACAAGUGCGUGACAGCCGUGCGCAUCACAGAGGGCGGCACCGCCCUCGCGCGACGCAAGGCAGCCGAGGACACCAACAGCAGCGGCAGCCCGGACGCCGUGUCGAUAUCGGGCGUCAUCGCCGAGCAGGAGCAGGCUAACGACGCGGACCUCGACCCGGACGAGAAGGCCGAGAUCGUCCACGUCGUGAUGCAGGACGCCCCCGAGGUGGACGAGGUGGUCGCGGACCUCAACGCCGAGAUGUCCCAGAUGGACGCCGAGUUCGCCGCCCUGCGGGACCAGGCGGAGCAGGUGCGCGGGGGCUCCGCGGCGGUGACGGGCGCGUUCCACCUCCUCGAGGAGGUCGGUGCGCGGCUGCCGGGCUACAUCGCGGCCGAGGCCGAGUUCUCGGAGCGGUGGGCGGCCGAGAAGGGCGGGAUCUCGGCGCGGCUGGGGGAGAUGGAGACGCUGCGGGACUUCUACGAGGGGUACGCGAGCGCGUACGACAGCCUCAUCCUGGAGGUGGAGCGGCGGCGGGCGGUGGAGGACCGGAUCCGGGGCGUGUGGCGCAAGGCGAAGGAGCAGGCGGACCGGCUGGUCGAGUCGGACUGGCGGGACCGCGAGGCGUUCCGCUCCGAGGUGGGCGACUACCUGCCUACCGACCUGUGGGCCGGGAUGAGCGGGCCGCUGAGGCGGUGGGAGGUUGUGCGUGCCGGUGGCGGCGGCGGUGAUGGUGAUGGUGAUGGUGGUGUUGUGCGUGGAGGGGGUGAGGGUGGUGGUGGGGGGAGCAUGAGUUUGAGUGUGGGUAUGCCCAGGCAGGAUGAUGGGAGCGCGGUCACGCUUAGCCGGGAGGUUGUCGAUGCUGCGAGGGAGCGGAUCAGGACUGGUGCGGCGGGGGGUGCGCGGGCGCCUGCUGCUGAGUGAGUGAGUGACUGAGUGAGGGAGGGCUCGAGAAGCUGCGUCCUCCUGACUGACUGACUGAACUGGAUUACCUUUUUUUGCCUUUACGCCGGCGUUUGUGGGCGGGCACACCCACCGGAUCUGCCAGCCGGUCGGCUCAGCCGGUCAGGUUUUUGGGGUUUCUGGAGCCUUUUGCUCCAUUUGUGUUUGUUUGUUUGUUUGUUUCAUCAUACCCACCACCCACCGCCACAUAUGGUUCUUGGCUGGGCAUAUGGCGUUUAUCAUUGGGGUUGUGAUUUUGGUUUCUUUGUUGUUCCUGGUAGGGAUGGAAGGAUAGAUUUAGCAAAUGGACAGAGAUGGAAGAACGGACAGAUGGACAGAUACCUAAGUACAGACAGACAGACAGACAGACAGACGGACGGACCACAUACUUCACUCAUUUUACCUUAAGUUUGGCUGGCCCUGUGGCUGGCUGGUAUGGGGGGUUUUGGCUUGUUCUCCAGCACAUAUUGUGAUAGUAACUUUAUCAAUCUCAUCAUCAACA